Molecule: messenger RNA, 249 nt
Organism: Colletotrichum karsti
Lineage: Eukaryota; Fungi; Ascomycota; Sordariomycetes; Glomerellales; Glomerellaceae
Exons: 2
Source: RefSeq, a predicted model, not a curated record
CUGUCGGCCCAGGCGGUUCGCCUUCAUGAGGGCAUUGGAACCGGUCGUGGCUGGACCGACCCUGCGGGUCGUCUUCGCUCCCUGCCUCACGGCACUCGUCUCCCCGCGCCUCCUCCUCUCACCGAGGAGAUGCUCGCCCGCGCUCGCGCGCCCGCCAACCCGGGCUACCCCUCCCGCGGCUCCCCUUCCCCUCCCCGCCGUCGUCAGACCCUGGAGGAGAUCCACGAGGAGCACCGCGCCUGGCGCUGA